AUGCAUUAUAUACGUUUCCUCAAGUCUCCUCGGCUACUGCUGAAUUCACCUCCUGUUUUGAGUGCGAAGGUAACUGUUACUACGGACCUUGGGGAGUCGUUCCUUCUGACAGACAUUGCACUAUUUGUGGAGCUCGAGUCUGAGGAUGGGUCGAAUAUUCUUGGCCCUGGGAAGGGGAGGGAAUACAUGUGGAAAGGGCGCAGUGGUAUGAGGAGUUUGGAGGUCUCCAUACCUAUUCCCUUGUCUAAGAGCAAGGGAAGAGGUGGAGGAAGGAUGAGGAUGCUGGUUCGUCCAAAGGAGGACAAAUAUAAUGUGGAUACUUUGGGAAUAUUAUUAACUGGGAAUAAUAACCCCAACGAGGAUGAAGGCCGGGUCCUUGCUGUCCGGAGCAUGAGUCUCGAUAACGGUCAGCCGGCCGAAGGGCAAAAUGCAGGUGUAGGAAUGGCGAAGAGAGUCCUUAUCUCAGGGAGUAAAGAGAUCGUCGUCUGGGAAGAGACUGGGGAAAGUAUAGCACGACAUAUCUGGGAUGCCGGGCUUAUGCUUUCGUCAUAUAUUGCUGCCAUCUCGCCCUCCAACACCCCACAUCCUGAAUACCUCCAUACUCUACCAGAAUUACCAACGCUGGGAAAGAUACUAUCUCUCAAGGAUUUGAACAUCCUAGAACUUGGUGCAGGCUGCGGCAUCGUCGGCAUAACACUCUCAAAGUUCCUCCCCAGCGCCUCACAAAUCCUCCUCACCGACCUCCCUGAAGCCUCCGAGAUAUUGGAGCACAAUCUCUCUCCCUCCAUACUCCUCCCCCAAAACAGAACAAAAAUCACACACCAAGUCCUAGACUGGGCAUCUCCCCUUCAACCAAACAUCAAGGAGACAGACUGGGAUCUGAUCGUCGUAGCGGAUUGCACGUACAAUCCCGACGUCGUCCCGGAUCUAGUCUCAACGCUGAAAUCCAUUACACAAGGUAAUAAGAGGAAACAUGCGCUGAUAUUGUUGGCUAUGAAGGUAAGGCACGAGAGCGAGAUGGUCUUCUUUGACUUGAUGGCCCGGAAUGGGUUUGUAAUUCAAGAGAAAGCAGUUCUGCCGCUGCCCGUCUUGGCGGGGGAGGGGGAACAGAUUGAGAUUUUCGGAUUCAUGUUGAGAGAUGCGGGGGAUUAG
Amorphotheca resinae ATCC 22711 is the source of this 1152-nucleotide messenger RNA. RefSeq lists its product as hypothetical. The record is from RefSeq and is a predicted model, not a curated record. The coding region runs from base 1 to 1152 and encodes 383 amino acids. The transcript has 2 exons. NCBI's taxonomy places the organism in Eukaryota, Fungi, Ascomycota, Leotiomycetes, Helotiales, Amorphothecaceae.